GAGUUAAAGAGGCACAACGCACGAGCAUACACAUAACACUGGAAGAGGAACAAGAAUAAUGAGGCACAAGCAUCACAGUGACAGCGAUGAAGAUGAAACCUUCUACUACCGCUACUCCUCCGCCCCUCAACCGCCAUCUUCCUCCUCAAAUCCCUCCAAACCGAACCCUAAAUCUAAUGGCUCAGAUGGCCUAGCUCCAUCAAAAUCAACUCUUUACGUCUCAAAUCUCGACUAUUCUCUUACCAACUCCGAUCUCCACACUCUCUUCUCUACCUUUGGCAAGAUCGCUCGCGUCACCGUCCUCAAAGACCGAGUCUCCCGCCAAUCUAAGGGCGUGGCGUUUAUUCAGUUCGUUUCGCGAAAUGACGCUGUUUCUGCGGCUCGCCAAAUGGACAAGAAAAUACUUAAUGGCCGUACCCUCUCCGCCUCUAUCGCUGCUGAUAAUGGCCGUGCGCCGGAGUUUAUUAAAAAAAGAGUUUAUAAGGAUAAAAGUCGGUGUUAUGAGUGUGGAGAGAAUGGACAUCUAUCUUAUGAGUGUCCAAGGAAUCAGCUGGGGGCAAGGGAAAGGCCGGUGGCUAAGCGUGGUCGGGGAGAUGGUGGUCAAGGGAGGAGGGAGGAAGAAUGGGAGGACGGUGAGGUUUUUGAGGAGGAGAACUGGGCGUCUGUGGUUGAUGGAGAUGCAGAUGAGAGGUUGUUGAGCAGAGGAGAGGAAACUAAGGUGGAGAGGAAGAAGGUGAAGAAAGCGAGUUAUUUUAGUGAUGAAAGUGACGAGGAGGAGUAAUAUUGGGACAUGGGACAUUCGAGGCUUUAGUUUUCUGCUGGGUCAUAAAAAUGUAUUUAUUCAAUGGUAAUUUGUUGAACUGUAUGGUGGUCAUGCAUCAUCUCUCUGUAUGAACGUUUUCUUAUGGAUCCAGAGCAAUUUGUCCUUUUUGGGGGUAUCUCAUCUGUUUUAUUCACACUACUCUCUGAAUGACUUUGUUUUCUGUGGAUGUGCUUACUGAUGUAAUGAGCUUAAAUCAACUUGAUUAUACUGCUCUUAAAUUAACUUUUUUUUCUCUCUCUUUGUUUCUGACCCUGUUGCAUGGUCAGGGACUUUGAAAAGUGUUGAUUUGGCAAUGAUGCUGCCAGGGUUUUCAAAUGAAAAGUGUUGAUUUGGCAUUUCCAGUUGAUUGAGAGAAAUGAAAAAGACUUCCCACCACUUUGUACAUAUGACAAACGUAACAAAACUAUAUUUCUGAAUUCUGACUUCAGGCUCAGAAUAUUAUAUACAGCAUUUUAUGCAUGGUGAACAAAAUUACGGCUUGCUAGGGAGUUUCAUCUUGAGCAAGUCACGGCAAUCUGCAUUUCUGUAAGAAAGUUGACGAUGUACAACCAACUCUUAAUGUUGAGGCUACUUUUACUCUGAAAUGCUUCAAAACAUUGAAAAUGGAUGUGAAGGAAGUUGCUUAUUGUUUAUGCCUUUAUGGUAUGCAUCAGCACGCGCUCUAACGACUCUAGUCGGAUUUCCAUCAUGUUGGCAUUUUUGACUCAAUCUAGAUUGAAAUUCCUUACCAUAGGCAACUCAAUCAAAUGCCAUUGAUGGAUCUUGUGUAGUUACAGGGCUCCAACAUGUAUGGUUACAGUGAUAAUGAUAGGUGGUGCAGCGAAUAUUUUUUUAUUUGAUAAAGCAAACUUGUUAGAAUGUCAUGUAUUGGUUAAUGCUUAUGCAAAGAUAUUAGCAUGUAGCAAAAUAUUGGCAGUCGGGAAAUUUCAACUUAAUGUAUUAACGAAAACUUCUUGACAGAUAAUUGGGAUCAUUGGAAAUGUUAUUUCUCA
Molecule: messenger RNA, 1815 nt
Organism: Jatropha curcas
Lineage: Eukaryota; Viridiplantae; Streptophyta; Magnoliopsida; Malpighiales; Euphorbiaceae
Gene: U11/U12-31K
Product: RNA recognition motif and CCHC-type zinc finger domains containing protein
Biological process (GO): mRNA splicing, via spliceosome
Cellular component (GO): U12-type spliceosomal complex
Molecular function (GO): zinc ion binding; RNA binding
Source: RefSeq, a predicted model, not a curated record